UUCGGAAUUAAAAUUUUCGAAUUCCAUCAAUAGUCCAAAAUGGUAAAAGUAAUCAGUCAAGAAGUGUUUAAUGAAACUGUUAUUGAAAAUAAGGAAUUGCUCGAAUUAAAUGUUGAGGAAGCUAUUUUAGAAACCGUACAGCAGUUUAAGGCUCAGGAUGUAGAUCUCACAAAUAUAGUUAAGGAUCCUUUCAUUCUAGAUGACGAAAACCCAGUAGUUUUAAUGGUUAAAAAACUUCAAUCAACAAACAAUGAAAAUGAAAUCAAUUCAUGUGUAAAUGAGUUGCAAAUGUUAUGUGAAAGGGGAAUAGAAUAUAAACUUUUAUGUGGAAAGGAGCAAGUUUUUACAGUAUUGAUUGAUAAAUUAUUUUUGGACAUUCCUAUGCAAUUAAAGCAGAACAUCUUACAAUUUUUUACUGUUUUUCUUGAUGGUUACCCUGACAUUUUGGAUAAGCGUAGCUGCAAUUUAUUUCUUAAUAUGCUAGAAAGCAAUCCUGAGCUUCUAAAAAUUAUUGUACGAUUGAUUAAUAUAACAUGCUUAAAGCACGAACAUAACCGUCAGAUGUAUGUGGAGAACAAUAUUAUAUCUUGCAUUAAUAAUCUCAUUAGUAAUAAACCAUCUAGCGAAGUGCUUUCCUGUGUUUUGAACAUCAUACCAGCCCUAACCCGUGAUGAUGAUAUCCGAAGUGAAGUUUCGAAGAUGUACAUGCAUGCAUGUUCUCUUUCUAAUGAUUUAUUGAAACCUUUGUGCCGUCUUCUGAAAGCAGAAGAAAUUGAAGAGGAUUUAGUGGAAUCUUUGUUAAAUGCUUUAUCAUCGAUUGUUGUCAAUAAUGAUCAUUGUAUAACAGUUGAUUCUGAAGGAUGUGUUCCAGUUGUGCUGAAUUUAAUUAAGAAACAUAGUCAGAACAAGAAGAUAUUAGUAAAAUGUUUCACGUUUCUCUUUGUUCUCGCUGGUAAUGAUGACAUAUGUAAUAAACUAAUGAAAUUGGAUGUUGCAUCAGAGCUAUCAUUCGCCAUGAAUAAUUAUGUUAAUCUAAAGAGCAUUACUCUAGCAGCUCUAAAACUGACAUCAAGACUGUGUUUGAGAAAACCAAAUCAUGGUCAGAUAUUUUUUCAAAUUGAUUUUCCUACUUAUGUUAUUCAGGCCAUGAAAGUCUUUGAAAAAGAUGGCUCAGUUCAGGUUGCUGGCUGUUGGUGCAUAAGAAAUAUGACGUGCCGCAAUCACGAGUUUCGUAAAAACUUUUUAAAUUUGGGUGCUGAAGAAAUAAUAAAUAAAAUCCUUUCUGACUUUAAACAAUAUGAGCAAGAUGCUAAAUUUGCUUUGAUUGAGCUUGGAUGCUCAGUUAAGUUGAAUGAACCUUGGAUUGGAAAGGAAGGACAAAAAUUAAAAAAUUAAAAAUGAUUUUUCCUAUAAAUAUGAUUCUGUGAUAUAUAUUUUUUUUAAUGUGACAGUUAAUGUUUGUUUUAAUUUACUUUUAAUUUAGCUUGAACUGUUAACCUCUUCCCUGCUGUGAGUGAAAAGCUUUAUGUCUACCAAAGUGCAAAGUAAGCUGGCUACCCUUGUACCCGCCCAAGCUACAUUCUUUUUACUUGCUUUCUACCCUUCAUUACCGUCUCUUACUACUAUCAACUAACCUUAUUUUAUUGUUUCUAUUCUCCUUUUUGAUUCGGACUGUGGACGGACACUGGCGGAGUUAAAACCUUUUUUAUUGUAUUUUUUUUAAUAUUUUUAAAUAUUUAUUUAAUAAUUUAAUGUUGUAUGGUAUUCUUCGAAAAAUUUGCCAUUACAAAGAAAAACCUUACGAUUGCGACAUUAUACCACGGUUUUGCGCCGAAUAUUUUUGUUAUAUUAUAUUUAUUUCGGCAGUAAUAAUGAAUUCGGCUGCUUCUGCAGCACUAAACCUCUGUUUUUUCCAUUUCAAAGAAAAUAAUAAAGCAAAAAACAGUAAAAAAUAUACUAACUUUUACCUAAAAUAAUUAAUUCUAUAUGACCACGUUACUAACUCAGCUAAUCUUAUUUGAUCUAAUUUCUAAUUAAAAUAACUAGACCAAACUAAAUGACAUUUUUAUAAACUCAGAGCAGUUGAACACAUGGUUGUCACCCAUAAGGGUUCAUGAAUUCUACAAAAAAAGCUCCAAAAUAAAGCCUCAUGCCAUCUGUAGGCUCUAGUUAAAAAUUUUAUUUUAUUAGGAAACCAGUAGAAUGUUGCAAGGUCACAGUGGCUGUACUCAACAUUAGCUAAUGGAAGGAAAAGCAGUGAAACAUCUAUAGCCGACAUUGGCACGUGCAGUUGCAGCGGCUAUUGCCGUCAUUAGCAGUUAAGGGGUUAACAUGUUUUUUUUAUGUUUUUUAACAGAUAGUUUUUAUUCCAUAUUUUUUAAUUUUUUAUACUAUGAAGAAUUUAGCAUUAAACUUUAUUUAUUAA
Molecule: messenger RNA, 2425 nt
Organism: Nezara viridula (southern green stink bug)
Lineage: Eukaryota; Metazoa; Arthropoda; Insecta; Hemiptera; Pentatomidae
Source: the annotation of a GenBank genome assembly